This is a messenger RNA of Sporisorium graminicola, 3147 nucleotides long. RefSeq lists its product as uncharacterized. Bases 1 to 3147 code for a protein of 1048 amino acids. Gene Ontology annotation, cellular component: TSC1-TSC2 complex. Gene Ontology annotation, biological process: negative regulation of TOR signaling; regulation of cell cycle. NCBI's taxonomy places the organism in Eukaryota, Fungi, Basidiomycota, Ustilaginomycetes, Ustilaginales, Ustilaginaceae. The record is from RefSeq and is a predicted model, not a curated record. The transcript has a single exon.
AUGGUCGCAGCUCCCACCACCGCCUACGAAGACGAACCCUCUCCCACCGCUGUUUGGCCUGCUUCUGUUUCCGCCGACUCUUCCGCCGACUCCCCUGGUCUCGGCACCAGUCCGCGAAGAGCCCGCGCCGUACCUUACCCUAUGUCGGCCGCUGCCCCUCUGUCUUCGUCGUCCUCAUAUCGUCAGCAGCAACGCAGCUCGUCUCUCAACAUUGGAUCCGGAUCCGUUCCUGGCAGUCGCUCGGCAUCCGUCGGAUCACGACAAGACACUUUCCGCCGUUUCACCCAGCGCAUCUUCGACCUCUACCUCGCCGAGGCUGCCCAUGAGAAUCAAAAGAUCUCCUCAGAAGAAGUCGCACAUCAAGACCAGAGGCGCUCAAGUGCUCCGGAUGCCCACAAGCUGAUCUCUGGCGGCGGAACGGGCAGUAGCACCACCAGCGUCGCCGGGUCCGGUUCGGGCUCGGGCGCUGCCGACCGUGAUCACACUGUCAUUCGAGACCUCAGCCAUAGCCAUGUGCUACGAGAUCCCGGCACCAUCGUCUGGAAGGGAAACCUCGAAUCGAUCCUACUCGUCUAUAGCAACGAAAAGCCAAAGGAGUUCUUCCAUCACAUUGCCGAGUCCUUCAGCGACCCAACCGCACGCGUGCCCCUCCUCUUUCUGCUUUCGACCUUUUUGCGCCUCUAUCCCAUCCACGCCUAUCACAUCACCUCGACUGCACUGCCACGCAUGCUCAUGCUUUCCCUUCAGCUCGACACUUCCACCACUUGCGUCUCGCUCGGAGUUACUGCCUUCAUCAUGCUCAUUCCGCACAUCCCCAACUGGAUCGCAAAUGGAGGUGCGGGUGGACUUCCGACGCUGCUUAGUAUCUUUGCACGCAUCGUUGAUUGGCGUCGUCUCGGUCAUGGCUGGGAGUCUCGCAUAGGCGACGACCCUGAGCUUCAAGAGAUGCGAAGAGAAAAGGACGAAGAGUUUAGCGAGAUCGAGCGUCUCGGCAAGCGUCUCCACAUCAAGCCCUCGCUGCGCUGGAACCGGCUCGAGUCGACUUUUGAUACUACCAUGUCGACGCCUCCCAACGCAGAGCACCUCUUCACCUUUCUCUACGGCCUCUAUCCGUGCAAUGUCAUUCGCUUUCUGCGCUCGCCUAUCGACUACCUGCGCAAGGCUUCGUUCGACAGCCCCUUUGAAGGUCCUUGGGAGGAUAUGAUGGAUGAAGUGGCUGUCCAGAAUCGCUCCGGCCCAAUCUUGCGUCGACACACGAUCCAUCCCGCCAUCAUCACCAUGGACGCCGAGACCGAACUUACGGACAAGCAACGCUGGCUCGACCACGAUUCGGCUGACAUCAAUGCCGAGUGUCUUGGCCUGUUCCUCGGCAAGUGGCACGACGUCAAUUCGGCGCACAUUGUCCAGGCCGAGAGUCAGCGACGCGGUUCGCUCAACCCCGAAGCACCCGACGACGACACUGCAUCCGUGUUUUCCUCUGAAGCCAGGCUGGGUCCGUUUGACAUGGAUCGCCGACGCAGUGCAGCAGCGCUCAUGCAUCCCUUUUCGCCCAGUGGCUCGGCACAUCGACACUAUCAGAAGGUGCCUGGCUCGGUCAACCCGGACGACAUUCUUCUGACGUAUGCAUCGCUGCGGUCGGGCGCACCGCUCACCUCGACCACGGCGGCUGUCGCUGCGGAAAGCAUCGAUGCGCCGCCUACCGCCAUUGGCUUUGGCGCCGCGACUCAGCCAAUGACGGCGGCUGCUCAGCGAUUGGACGAGUCGAUGGCCGCGUCGACGCCGUCUCUGGCGACGCAGGCACGGGCUACCGGUGGCAUGACGGCGAGCGGGACACUGUCGAAACUGAUGCCUGCUGCCAGUGCUGCUGCGGCCGCGACUCCGGCUAUCGUGACAGCUAUGGGUAGCUCGAGUGCUUCGCAUGCGCCCGUGUCAAUGCCCACUUCUCCUGCUACACAUGCGUCUCUGGCAAGGAUUCGCUCGCGGUCGGGGUCUUUGUCGUCGUUGCAGUCCAGUCACAACUCCGUGAGCCCCGGGACGCCCACUUCGCCCACGUCGACCGCAAGGCAUCCGUUGGCUGCGAGCCAUCUGCCUACCGAUCCGUUGACGCCUCAGCAAGUGUCCACGUCCGGAUCCGGGUCGAGCGAGAAGGCGUUUUUGGCGAUUCCGUCGUACGACACGACCAUGCCCACAGCGGCUGCUCACGGCCUUGGCAGCGAUGCAUCGGUCAUCUCGCUUCUGCAGCGCGAGAACCUGCUGCUGCGGAACGAGCUCAAUUUCGAGCUGUAUCUCAAGGAGCAGCAUUUGCGCCACAUUGGGCGCCUGCACCGCGAAAAGGUGACGGAUACGGCUUUGGAAGCGGAGCGCCAGAACUUGUAUCACACGGUGCGCACGUUGCGCACGUCGAAUGCGGCGCAGCACGCCGAGCUGGAGCGGUGCCGAGCCGAGGCGGCGGCGACCAAGGCCAGGCACGUACAGUGGGAGGCGGACCUGAACCACAAGCUGAAGGCGUACCGCGAGGAGCGCAAGGCGUGGACGACCGAGGCGCGCCAGUUGAAGGCGCAGGCCGAAGAGGACGCCGCCAACAUCGCGUCGUUGACGCGGCAGUUGGAAGAGUCCGGUGCGCAGCUAUUUGAGCUCAGGACCAAGAUGGAGUCCGACCAGCCCAGAUUGGCCAAGCUGGACGGGUACGAGGCCAAGAUUGCGCAGCUGACGCAGUGUUUGGCGUACUGGGACAACGACGUGCUCAAGUACGAGCAGCAGAGGCGCGAGAUGGAGAAGCUGCUCAACAAGUGGGACGAGAUGGCGUAUUUGGUCGAGGCGACCGAGGCGACGCUGAGCGACGUCGAAACAAAGUGUGCGACAGUCGAGGCCGAGAACGAGCGAUUGAGGCGCGAGUUGGAGGCGGCGUUUGCGAGCGUGAGGGCGUUGAGGGCGGAGAAGGGCAAGCUCGUCGUCGAGGGCGAGCCGGGCAGGGACCAGGUGGUGAGGCAGGUGGGCGAGCUGGAACGGGAGAGGGAUGUACUGAGGGGCGUUGAGGAGAGACUGAGUGCCGAGGUGUUGGAGUUGAAGGCCAAGUUGGAGGUGUUGAUGGAGAAAGGGCAGCAGGAUGCGGACGCAGAUGCGGAUGUGCCGCCGCUUGGCGAGUAG